AUGUGUUGCUUUUAUCUUCUGUUUACACAUGUUUUACGCAAGAACUAUGAGAUCUUGGGGAAUUUAAAGUCAGACAAGGAGUACUUCGUCGUUCCUUAUUUUCCUGAUAGAGUUGAAUUCACAAGAGCUCAAACUCCAGUCGAUGCAAUUAUUUCUGAAGAGUACAAACAGUUCAUGGAGGAUUUGCUAGAAGCGGACACGACUUCUUAUGGUGUGAUAGUCAACACAUUUCAAGAACUCGAGCCUGCUUAUGUCAAAGACUUCAAGGAGCCAAGGUCCAGUAAGGUAUGGUCCAUUGGACCCGUUUCCUUGUGCAAUAAGGUACUAAAAGUCGGUGUCAGAGUCGGGGUUUACCAGCCUAUGAAUUGGGGAGAAGAGGAGAAGAUAGGCGAGUUAGUGGAUAAAGAAGGAGUGAAAAAGGCAGUAGACGAAUUAAUGGGUGAUAGUGAUGAUGCUAAGGAGAGAAGAAAAAGAGUUAAAGAGCUUGGAGUAUUAGCUCACAAGGCUGUGGAGGAAGGAAGCUCUUCUCAUUCCAACAUCACCGUGCUCUUACAAGACUUAAUGCAACUAGCACUAUCCAAGAAUUGA
Messenger RNA from Microthlaspi erraticum, 588 nucleotides. The record is from the annotation of a GenBank genome assembly. NCBI's taxonomy places the organism in Eukaryota, Viridiplantae, Streptophyta, Magnoliopsida, Brassicales, Brassicaceae.